Molecule: messenger RNA, 1125 nt
Organism: Pleurotus ostreatus (oyster mushroom)
Lineage: Eukaryota; Fungi; Basidiomycota; Agaricomycetes; Agaricales; Pleurotaceae
Exons: 7
Coding region: 1-1125 (374 amino acids)
Molecular function (GO): nucleotide binding
Source: RefSeq, a predicted model, not a curated record
AUGGCCACCACCCAACCCGUACAAUUUCGAUGGGGUAUCAUAUCCACAGGCAAAAUUGCAGAAUGUUUCGUUAAGGAUCUUCUGGUUGAUCCAAAGACACGAGGCGUAGAGGAUGUAGUGCACAAAGUCGCCGCUGUGGGCUCACGAACUGUCGACAAAGCGAAAGAAUUCAUCGCUACGGUCGCCGGUGGUGAUGAAACUAUCAAAGCAUACGGCUCUUAUGCAGAAGUUUACGCUGAUAAGGACGUAGAUGCCGUUUAUAUCGGUACACCGCACACGUACCACUACGAGAAUGCCUUGGACGCCAUCAAAGCAAAGAAGAACGUACUUUGCGAAAAGCCCGUGUCCUGCAACUCUGCGGAGCUACGUUCACUGAUAGCUGCUGCCAAGGAGAAUAACGUCUUCUUCAUGGAGGCUUUAUGGACGAGAUUCCAUCCGCUGGCUUUAGAAGUCAAGAAGGUAAUAGACGAGGGUACUCUUGGGAAACCCAUUGUGGUCCACGCCGAUCUAUCUGGAAACUUCGACAUUGAUAAUAUCCCAACAACUCACAGGAUAUUAGACCCUAGCCUGGGUGGUGGAGCUUUGCUGGACCUCGGACCCUAUCCUUUGGUCUGGGCCAUCAUCGCUCUUUAUGAACACUCGGCGAACAAUCAUGUCAAGCCCGCUGUAUCCGGCGCAAUGCUCAAGACUCCGAUCACUGGUGUCGACGCCAGCACCGCAUUCGUCCUCACUUUCUCCCCACCUUCAGACGGGACAUCCUCUCUCUACGCCCAAGCGAUCCUAAGCUGCAGCAUCACCCUCAACGCUCCAGACCCGGGCGUCACAAUUCGCUUCGAGAAGGGUACCAUCAAGAUCGCGCCUCCCAUUUACUGCCCAAAGCAGUUCGCCGUUCAGUACUUCGGGGGGAACGGCAAGCUCGUGAGGGAGGAAACCAAGGUAUUCGAGUAUGUAGGCGUCGGAUGGCAUUUUGAAGCAGACGAGGUUGCGAGGUGCAUUCGGGCAGGGAAACUGGAGAGCGAUCUUUGGGGACAUGAAAAGAGCCUCCUGGAGAUGAGCAUCUUUGACGAGCUGAGGAAGCAAGGAGCAUACGAAUUCCCCCCUGGGGUCGAGAAGGUGUCAGACUAA